AUGCCAGCAAAAAAAUCUGUCAAAGAUGAUUCAGAGAAAUGGGAAUCAAAAAAAGAAUUUCAAAAUCUCCAAAAUUCCAUCAUAGCUUUGGAACAAGAGAUGUCUGUAUUACAUAUAAAGCUUAAAAAUAUUUCUCAACAUUGUCAAUAUUUAUAUUUUUCUAUAUACAACUAUGAUAGCUGUUUCUCUAAUAUGGACUGUUUUGAAUUCAAUCAAUCUAAUUCAAAGAUAAAUACCGGUCCAUCAAGUUCUAACUCUAAAUGUGAACUGAAUCCAGCAAAGAAGUUAUUUCAACUAGAAGAAUGUAUUAAUAAACUUAAAAAACUUGUAAAGUUUCAAAAGAAUUGCUCUGAAGUAGAUGUUGAUGUUGGAUAUGUCAGGAUCGAUUGUCUUGACAUUGGGAACUUUAUUGAAUCUGAAAUUAAUGAAUUAGCAGUUAGUGAUGAUGAUGUUAUUAAUACAGUCUAUCAAACAAAUUUGCUAGUAAAUUUAGAUACAACUCCAGAUGUAACAGCUAAAGAUGUUGCUGCUCUUGUCAUCACUGAAAUAGAAGGUGGUAAUGAUUUUUCAUGGAAGUAA
Cetraspora pellucida is the source of this 579-nucleotide messenger RNA. Lineage: Eukaryota; Fungi; Glomeromycota; Glomeromycetes; Diversisporales; Gigasporaceae. The record is from the annotation of a GenBank genome assembly.